This is a messenger RNA of Prunus armeniaca (apricot), 576 nucleotides long. The record is from the annotation of a GenBank genome assembly. NCBI's taxonomy places the organism in Eukaryota, Viridiplantae, Streptophyta, Magnoliopsida, Rosales, Rosaceae.
AUGAAUUCGAAACAUUACACUACAGUCGGAGGAAAGAGAAGGAAGCAUCUCCAUUUGGAUGUGCCUCAAGCCUUCAUCCCGGAAUUAGCUUGGUUUAAAGUGAUGUUAUACGUGGCAACCCAAUCAUCGGAAGAUCUCUUUCGUAUGGCAUCUGUGUGCCCAUUGUUCAAUACGUUGGCAAACACUCCACAAGUGUGGAACACAAUUUCAAUGGAAAAGUACCAAGACCAUCCUAACUGGUACUAUGCCUCAACGCAGGUCCGGCAUUUCGUGGAACAAUGCAGGGCUUGCGAGAACCGUGAGGCGAUAUUUAGAGAAGCGUUCGACGUGUUUUUCAGGCAGGGUAAUGUGGAAGCAUUGUCUGGGAUGCGCGUUGCAGCCACGACAGGCCAUAUGGAAGCGGCAUAUCUAGUUGGACUACUUGGCAUGUCCAAAAUUGGCUGGCCUAGUGAAGAAAAGAACAAUCCUGCCUUCUGGACUUGUUGCAAUCGAUGCAAAUGGCACCAUGAGAGUGUUUUUUGGUUCAAGGUGAUGCGUGUCUAUGUUGUGCCAGGGAAUCCAUACCCUUAUAAUUAG